This is a messenger RNA of Lutzomyia longipalpis, 796 nucleotides long. It is a transcript of the gene Mic26-27, whose product is annotated as MICOS complex subunit MIC27. Gene Ontology annotation, biological process: cristae formation. The transcript is spliced from 4 exons. The coding region runs from base 78 to 740 and encodes 220 amino acids. NCBI's taxonomy places the organism in Eukaryota, Metazoa, Arthropoda, Insecta, Diptera, Psychodidae. Gene Ontology annotation, cellular component: MICOS complex. The record is from RefSeq and is a predicted model, not a curated record.
GAUAGCAGCGCCACCAACUUCUUUUGACAGUUUUGCAGGAAAAAGUUGCACAAUUCCCAGAAAAUCUCAGAGAGGAAAUGUUUGCGGCAACUCCUGUGGCUGCUUCCUCUGGGAGUUCUGAGGCUCCCAAAGCGGAUAAACUGUCCUCACCAUUUAUCUGCAAACCAUCUGAGCUGCCCCUCUAUGCAUCCCUCCACGAUCAAGUCAAGAAGGAUGCUUGCAAGCACUGUGAGCCUUCUUCGGCUUCCUACAAGUCUGACAUUGAGGGGGCUAUCCGUGUGGUGAGGGUGGAAGUGUGUGAAGCAGCCAAGUUGGUCAGUGAUAACAAGAAACAGAUUUCUGAUGCCUACGACAGGGCCAAGGAUCAAACUCUCUUCAUCCGGAAUUAUCUGAAUGAGGAACAGAAUACGAUCCCACGUAUUGGAGCUGUGGCAAUUGGUGGGUUGACGGGAUUCAUCUUUGGCCUUCGCGGAGGCAUCUUCCGGCGCCUCUUCUACGGCUCACUGGGAGCUGGAGCAAUUGCAGCCAUUUGCUACCCCAAGGAGGCUGAGAAGGUGACCCAGCAGGGACUGGCAGAGGCCAAGAAGUACUCAACAAUCGCAAUAAACUUCGCUUAUGGCGUCAAACCGGGUGAUGAGCAGAUAAAUCUUCCCAAGAUCCCCACAAGCCUGGAUGAGCUGAAGGAGAGUCUCUCGGGACUGGCCACUUCAGCCAAGAAAACCGUCUUCCCGGACAAAUAGUCCAGGGGGCGGACAAUUGUAUAAAUUGUAGUCAAUAUAAAGCGAAUUAAAAACUU